AGUCGCUAAUUUUCAUAUUUACGGCCGUUCUCCAAAAAUUUUUGAACGCGCACAAAUUGUUAAGCUUUAUGCUCCAGAAAAGCUGGAGGUUUCGCUGGUAAAUGUGCAUUAAAGGCCAAUUUGAUGCGCAAAGUGGAUAAAGCCUCGACUCCAGGGAAAACUCGCGGAAUUAUGUGAUAAAAGUCUCUCUGUAAAGCGAUAAUCUCUAGGGUAAAGCGUAGGUAUGGCACGAGGGCACUCCGUCAAGGACUCGGACCCUGAGUCGGAUGCUCAGGGCCAAGAGUCCGAUCAGAGCGUUUCCAGGGACGAUUUUCCGUACAAAAAUAUUGAAGCGACACAGAUGGAUGAGGGUUACAUGACCAAAAGUGACGCAGAAGGCGAAUAUAUGAAAGAUACCCAGGGGUACCUAGAAGAUGUUAGACAAGGGUACCUGGAUGAUGUCAUCGCAACGAGGACACCCUCGAGAGGUGGAUCCCUUGAGAAUGAAGCUCUACUGCUUGACAUUGCGAGCGCGAGUCGCAACUCCAAGAGCUUUAUCGAAAAAUUUGCAAAAUAUUCACACAUUUUAAAAACGAGCAGCACAGAGACUUCCACUCCUGUCGUUCAAAAUAUCGUAGCAUCGGUCCAUUUAGGCCGAGAAUUGGACCUGAGAGAGAUUGCAAUAUCAACCAGAAACGCAGAAUAUAAUCCAAAGAAAUUCAACGCCCUCGUAUUGCGCAUGCACAACCCAAAGUGCACUGGACUCAUUUUUAGAACUGGAAGAAUUAUCAUUACCGGAUCAAGAACUACCGAAGCUGCGAGGCUUGGAGCAAAGAGAAUGGCAAAGAUAAUACGCCGAGUUCUCGGAGGGGACGAUUUCGCGUUUAGGAAUUUUAAAAUUGAAAAUAUUAUCGCAACAUUCAACUGUAAUGUACCAAUAAGACUCGAAGUUUUAUCAAGCGAACAUGAAGAUCUCUGUAAUUAUGAACCAGAGUUUUUUGCAGGCUUGGUAUUUCGUUUCUCACUUACCGACACUUCAGAGGCAGUACUCUUAAUCUUUGUCUCGGGCAACGUCAUCAUCACUGGCUGCAAGUCGAUGGAGGAAGUCCACCACGUCUUCAACACCAUGCAUCCCAUUCUCCUCCGGUACCAAGAAUGAUGGGCCAUCCGACUGAAAGGAGGAAUGGUAACCCUAAUGCAUAGCAUGAAGGGAGCUUUGGCAACACUUGGAAGUACAAAUGAUCACUAGAGGGACACAAGAAUGGUGACGAAGCUCAUCCAUCUUCCGAAGAAUGGAUGAAUACUACUCCAUUCCGAGCACAUCAUAGUGACAAGAGACUCAACUACUGGGCAAUG
This is a messenger RNA of Theileria equi strain WA, 1335 nucleotides long. Its product is annotated as transcription factor TFIID or TATA-binding protein, TBP, putative. Gene Ontology annotation, molecular function: RNA polymerase II general transcription initiation factor activity; DNA binding. The transcript is spliced from 3 exons. The coding region runs from base 224 to 1138 and encodes 304 amino acids. Gene Ontology annotation, biological process: DNA-templated transcription initiation. NCBI's taxonomy places the organism in Eukaryota, Apicomplexa, Aconoidasida, Piroplasmida, Theileriidae. The record is from RefSeq and is a predicted model, not a curated record.